This is a messenger RNA of Colletotrichum chrysophilum, 393 nucleotides long. RefSeq lists its product as uncharacterized. The transcript has a single exon. Bases 1 to 393 code for a protein of 130 amino acids. NCBI's taxonomy places the organism in Eukaryota, Fungi, Ascomycota, Sordariomycetes, Glomerellales, Glomerellaceae. The record is from RefSeq and is a predicted model, not a curated record.
AUGUCUGCCUCUGCGUCUCAAUCCCACGUUGUCUCGAAGGAAGCUAUCAGCGUUGUUGAAAGUUUCGAGAAGGCCGCACAGUUGGACGUGUCCUCCAUCACCACCGAAGCCCAGGUCGACAAGAGCUCGCCAUCUUUGCUGCAACAGGUACUUGCGUACAGUCUCAGGAGUGGAAGCCAGUAUGUCUGCGUGGGAAAUCAGUCCGAAUGGCAACUCAUAUCCUUUGACCGACCUGAGGUUCCAGCUGAGGCCGAUCACUACAAAACUUCCGAUUAUAUGCAGAUAAGCCUCAUCAAGAACAUGGAGAAUCUGCUUCCUGCCGUUAUCGGAUUCCUUGGAGAUGCUCAGCAGAUGGAGACAACUCAGAUCACUUCUGCCUCUUCCAAGCUCUGA